UAUGUUUGUGUAAAAGGUUUUAGCUGAGUCUACUUUCAUAGCUCAGCUAUUUUAUUUUGUUUUCUACAAAAACAGAAUGAUAAGGAUUUUCUACUGUUGCUUCUCCUUGUCCAAACUCUUGAUCCAUCUUAACUGAUUGUGAGUGCUACUAAACAAUACCCAGCACCACUAACAUGUCCAGGUAUAGUCAUGUUCUUAUCUAUGUCCAAGAAAUGGGAAAAACAGGAAACAAAAAUGACAUGUAACUGCCCAAUUAUUAGUAAGCAUGCCUUCGAAAACUUGCUGUGUCUUAACUGAAUUAUCAAUCGUAGAUUUGGUUCAUACCUCUCUAUCAUCUCUUUCUGUAUGACUUUUCUCAAAUACUCCCCAUUUUCCCCUUCCAGUUCCUAAACAUCCUGAAGAAUCAUCUUUACUGAGAAGAUCUGUCACAGUAUGGACUUCAGCUUUGCUUGUUAGGCCUUGAUCCUUUGCUGUCCAAUUCAGCUUCAAAUGAACUCACUCACAUUCAUCUGUAAAAGAACUGAAGAAUAUGUUGAUCAGACAAUUGUUGUCUUUUCAAGUUACCAGAACAUUACUUGUCUUGUGUGAUUUCUUCUACAGAACCAUGGCUGGAAGUGGAACUGGACUGAAGACCCCAGACCUGGUGAAGAAGGUCGCUUCUGCCAAUUCCCAGUUUGGUCUGGACCUGUACAAGAAGGUCGCCUUAGAACUGAAGGACUCCAAUGUGUUUCUGUCUCCCUUCAGCAUCUCGGCAGCUCUGGCCAUGACCCAGCUGGGAGCUCGAGGUGACACAGCAGCUCAGAUGAACCAGGUCCUGAAGUGGACUGACAUCCAGGACUCCGUACAUCCAGGGUUUGAAGACUAUCUGCGUCUUCUGAAAACACAGGGAGACUACGUACUUACAACAGCCAACCGCUUGUUUGUGAAUGAUAAGGCCAAGAUUCUGGAUGAAUUUCUACAGAAGACAGAGAAGCAUUAUGGUGCUCAGGCUGUUCUGUCUGACUUUGUGGGCAAUGGAGCUGGAGAGGCGGAGAAGAUCAACCAAUGGGUGGAAUCGGAGACCAACAGCAAGAUAAAGGAUCUGAUCACAGGUGGAAUCGAUCCACUGACAGCUAUGAUCCUUGUUAAUGCCAUAUACUUCAAAGGCAACUGGGCAGAGAAAUUCGAUCCGACAAGGACAGAGAAGGGCAUGUUUAAGGUGAAGCCUGGAGAGACGGUACAAGUUGAUAUGAUGCGGAUGGAGAAGAAGUUCAGGUUUGGCCUAAAUGAUGAACUGAACUGUUCUGUGUUGGAACUGCCUUAUGUAAAGGAGGACCUUAGCAUGUUCUUCUUGUUGCCUUACAAGGAUGAUGGUUUGGGAGAACUGGAAAGCAAACUGAAUCAUGUAUCUUUGACGGAAGCCUUAAAACGCGUUGUUCACAAAACUACUGUUGACAUCUCUAUGCCCAGAUUUGUAUUGGAAUCAAGCUUUGAGAUGAAUGAAGUCCUGAAGUCGCUGGGAAUGUCUGAUGCUUUUGACGAGCAGAAAGCUGAUCUGUCCGGAAUUGAUGGAAGUCGCCUCCUGUAUGUCUCUAAGGUGGUCCACAAGGCCUUCCUGGAAGUGAACGAGGAGGGAAGUGAAGCUGCUGCAGCCACAGCAGUUACAUUCAUGUUUUUAUCCCUCCCUAUCUCUGAGCCUUUCAAGGCAGAUCAUCCCUUCCUGUUCCUCAUCCGUGACAACCGAGCCGAUGUUGUGCUCUUCAUGGGCAGACUUGUUCGUCCUCCCACAGCAGGCUCAGCUGGUGUUUCACAGAAAACUGAACUGUAGAGCUGUUGAUAUGAUUCUGAAUUAGAUCAACAUUAAUUAAGUAGAUUGUUUGACUGAAACUAUUCAAAGAGCUGCUGACAGUUUCCGGAAGUAGGCUAGUAUAUUGUUAUUGUUUCCCUAGAUGAAGGUAUAAGAGUUCAGUAGGGAUGUAGAUACUGAUGGUUAUUGGUAUUCUUUACGUGUAACACCAUAUCCGACAUUGAGGACCAUAUCCAUAGUUAGAGACCAUAUCCGUUGUUGAGGGCCAUAUGUAAAUUUAAGGACCAUAUCCAUUGUUGAGGACAUAUGUAAUGUUAAGCACCAUAUCCGUUGUUGAGGACCAAAUGUAAUGUGGGGAAUCAAACCAGGGUCUUCGGCAUGACAAGCCAAUGGUUUAACCACUAGGCUAUCCCACCGCCCCUGUGUGAGAAUGAACAGAGGAUUAUUUUGAUUAAACCCACUUGCCUUAGAAGCCACCACAUGUG
Haliotis rubra (blacklip abalone) is the source of this 2271-nucleotide messenger RNA. RefSeq names its product leukocyte elastase inhibitor-like. Bases 530 to 1807 code for a protein of 425 amino acids. The record is from RefSeq and is a predicted model, not a curated record. Lineage: Eukaryota; Metazoa; Mollusca; Gastropoda; Lepetellida; Haliotidae. Gene Ontology annotation, molecular function: serine-type endopeptidase inhibitor activity. Gene Ontology annotation, biological process: negative regulation of endopeptidase activity. The transcript has a single exon.